AUGUCCACCGAAAAAGAGGAGGCCGCGCAGGCCGUGGGCUUGGAGACGACCGAGAAGAGCCACUACCCGGAAGUGAGCACGGGCACGGGCGAGACGGCGGCCAUUGCGGGUGCCCAAGCCCGGACGGUGCACAAUGCCGAACUGUAUGCUGCUCUGCAGGAGACCAAGCUCAAGGCCUGGAGCAAAGAGUCCCGGAAGCUGUACUUCGCCAUCCUCAUUGCCUUUUGCUGUGCCUGUGCCAACGGCUACGACACCUCGCUCAUGACGGGCAUUCUGGCCAUGCCCCACUUCCAAAACGUGUUCAAAACGGGCACCACCGGCACAAAAGUCUCUGUCAUGUUUUCACUGUACACUGUUGGCGCCAUGGUCGGCUCGCCGUUUGCUGCCAUCCUGUCGGACCGCUUCGGCCGUCGCAAGGGCAUGUUUGCCGGCGGCUGGGUGAUUAUCAUCGGCAUGAUUAUUGCGUCGACGGCGUCGACGCUGGCGCAGUUUAUUGUCGGCCGCUUCGUGCUCGGCGUGGGCAUCUCCAUCAUGACGGUGGCGGCGCCGGCGUACGCCGUGGAGAUUGCGCCGCCGCACUGGCGCGGGCGGUGCACGGGCUUCUACAACUGCGGGUGGUUCGGCGGCAGCAUCCCGGCGGCGGCGAUUACGUUUGGCAGCAACUACAUGGACAACAACUACUCGUGGCGCAUCCCGCUGAUCCUGCAGGCGUUUGCGUGCCUGCUGGUCAUCUGCUCGGUGUGGUUCCUGCCCGAGUCGCCGCGGUUCCUGAUGGCCAACGGGCGCGACGCCGAGGCGGUCGCGUUCCUGGCCGCGUACCACGGCAACGGCAACGCGCAGUCGCGGCUCGUGCUGCUCGAGGUCGAGGAGAUGCGCGACAGCAUCCGCCAGGACGGCAUCGACAAGAGCGCCUGGGACUACCGCCCCUUUUUCUUGACGCACGCCGGCCGCUGGCGCAUGGCCCAGGUGCUCAUGAUUUCCAUCUUUGGCCAGUUCUCCGGCAACGGCCUCGGCUACUUUAACACGGUCAUCUUCAACAACAUUGGCGUCACCAGCGUCCCCCAGCAGCUCGGCUACAACCUGCUCAACGCCGUCCUGUCCGCCGUCGGCGCCCUCACCGCCGUCUGCUUCACCGACCGCAUGCCCCGCCGCACCGUCCUCGUCUACGGCACCCUCGCCUGCGCCGCCGCGCUCGCCUGCAACUCGGGCCUGUCCGCCGCGCUCGACAAGCAGUCCGCCAGCGCCGCCGGCGUGCAGACGUCCUACGCCCAGGGCGCGCUCGCCGCCUACUUUUUGUUCAACAUCAUCUUCUCCUUCACCUACACGCCGCUGCAGGGCGCCAUCCCCACCGAGGCCCUCGAGACCACCACCCGCGCCAAGGGCCUGGCGGCGUCCAGCAUCAUUGUCAACGCCGUCGGCUUCAUCAACCAGUUUGCCGGUCCCGUCGCCCUCGGCAACAUUGGCUACAAGUACAUUUACAUCUUUGUCGGCUGGGACGUGGUCGAGGCGGGGUUGUGGUAUCUAUUUGGCGUCGAAUCUCAAGGCCGUACCCUCGAGCAGCUCGAGUGGGUCUACAACCAGCCCAACCCCGUCAAGGCCUCCCUCCAGGUCGACAAGGUGAUCAUCCAGGCCGACGGCACCGUCACCGAAAAGGUCGUUUCGUCGCCGUCUGCGUAA
Molecule: messenger RNA, 1677 nt
Organism: Sporothrix brasiliensis 5110
Lineage: Eukaryota; Fungi; Ascomycota; Sordariomycetes; Ophiostomatales; Ophiostomataceae
Exons: 6
Coding region: 1-1677 (558 amino acids)
Biological process (GO): transmembrane transport; carbohydrate transport
Cellular component (GO): membrane
Molecular function (GO): carbohydrate:proton symporter activity
Source: RefSeq, a predicted model, not a curated record